AUGUCGCUGAUGGGACAUGUCAAGUAUUGGGCUGACAAGCUGGCCGUCGAGACGGAGCCAGGGCUGACUUCAGCCCAGCUCAUGCUGUAUAACCCCGAUCUUAAACCUGUCGAGAAGGGGCGCCGACUAUGGGGUGGCUGGAACUAUGUCGGGUUUUGGAUCGCCGACAGCGUCAACAUUGGCACCUGGAUGAUUUCGUCUUCCAUGAUUGCUGGCGGCCUGUCUUGGUGGCAGGCUUGGCUGUGCGUCUGGAUCGGCUACGCCAUCUCGUCCGUCUUCAUUGUCAUCAGUGGCCGGAUCGGCGCCAUCUACCAUCUCAGCUUCCCUGCCCUCAGCCGCGCCUCUUUCGGUGUCUGGGGUAGCUCAUGGCCCAUCUUCAAUCGCGCCGCGAUGUCAUGUGUUUGGUAUGGCGUCGUCGCGUACAUCGGCGGCCAAUGUGUGUACGUCAUGAUCCGCUCCAUCUGGACGUCGUGGGACGCCGCCAAGAUGCCUGGCUCGUUUGGCACGUCGGCGACCAACAUCCCCGAAUACGUCUCGUUCAUCAUAUUCUGGCUGGUGUCCCUCCCUGCGCUAUGGUUUCCGGUCCACAAGCUUCGACACCUGUUCACAGCCAAGGCCUUCAUCGCGCCGGCCGGCGCCACCGCGUUCCUCAUCUGGACGCUGGUUCGCGCCAAGGGCGCCGGUCCGAUCAUCACGCAGCCCAGCAGCCUCCAUGGCAACGACUUGGCCUGGGAAAUCGUCAAGGGCAUCAUGUCGUCGAUUGGCAACUUCGCCACCCUCAUUGCCAACGCGAGCGACUUUACGCGCUUCGCUCGCAAGCCUGCCCACGCUGCCUGGCCACAACUAAUCAUCAUCCCGACCUCCUUUGCCAUCACGUCUCUCUAUGGUAUCCUGGUAUCAUCUUCAUCUGCGGUUAUAUAUGGAGAAUACGUCUGGAAUCCCGUUCUCCUUCUUGGCAAGUUCAUCGACGACGGCAGUUCUGCCGACCGCUUUGGUGUUUUCAUGAUUGCAUUUACACUGGCAUUCGCUCAACUGGGCACCAACAUUUCCGCCAACUCCGUUUCCACAGGUACGAGCUUGGCAGCUCUUGUCCCCCGCUACAUUAGCAUUCGACGUGGCAGCUACAUUUGCGCUGUCGUCGGUUUGGCCAUGUGCCCGUACAACUUCAUCGGUUCCUCGAGCAAGUUCACCACCUACUUGUCAGCCUACAGCGUGUUCCUCAGCUCCAUCACCGGUGUCAUCGUGGCAGACUAUUACUUUGUGCGCAAGGGCUUCCUUUGCGUCAACGACCUGUACAACGCACGAAAGUCAGGCCCAUACUACUACACGUACGGCGUCAACUGGCGCGCCUACACUGCGUACGUUUGCGGCAUUCUCAUCAACGUCGUCGGCUUUGCGGGCGCGGUUGGAGCAACCGUUCCUCAGGGCGCAAUGUACAUUUUCCAGGUCAACUUCUUCACCGGCUUUGGAGUUUCGGUGGGCAUCUACUACACACUCUGCAAGCUGUUUCCUGUACCUGCGACCAGCAAGACUUGGAUGGAAGUCGGUGUCGAAGACGAGGAUUUCCGGCCGCAAUACCAAGACGACAAGGUACCCGAUGAGGAAAUGGGCAUUGAUGCAGCGGAAUUGGAGGUCAAGAACUCCAAGGCAACCACCUAA
Messenger RNA from Cordyceps fumosorosea ARSEF 2679, 1659 nucleotides. RefSeq names its product uracil permease. Gene Ontology annotation, cellular component: plasma membrane. The coding region runs from base 1 to 1659 and encodes 552 amino acids. The record is from RefSeq and is a predicted model, not a curated record. Gene Ontology annotation, biological process: transmembrane transport; nucleobase transport. NCBI's taxonomy places the organism in Eukaryota, Fungi, Ascomycota, Sordariomycetes, Hypocreales, Cordycipitaceae. The transcript has 3 exons. Gene Ontology annotation, molecular function: nucleobase transmembrane transporter activity.